CACAGCUUUGGCGCAUAGCGGGCGUCAUUUCAAGAGAUCUUCACUCUCCACAGUUCAGCUCUUGUCGGCUUUGGAAGGGGGCCAUCGAGAGUGUCGCGUUUGCAUGGGUGCCGUGGAAAGAUAAACAGAUACUACAUCGAGUUCGGUCGUUCGGUAGUUCGUUCGGCGUGUUUUGAAAUCAGUUUUUCGAAUCGACAAGUCUCAAACAAGUGCCAUUGCAGUGCAGCGGGAAAUGCUUUGAAAUUCCCACAGAUAAUCGCUCUAAUUUGCCAUUAAUUGGGUGCCACGAGUGUGAUAAGCCCUCGACAUUAAUUAAAGUAAUUCGGACUGGAAUUAGUCUAGUUUGACGACUGGUCUGUCAGUGUUCAAUCAGAGUAUUGAGUGCCAGUGUGUCAGAUGGGCUCAAGCUGGCCUAAAGGAGUCGAUUGCAUAAUAUAAUCCACGGAAACGAGUUCAAAUUGAGUGCAGGCAACCUCCAAGAUACAGAUACAUACAUACAUACAGAGAUACCUACAUAUAUACAUAUGUCUAUAUGCGAACGGUAUAAAGUGCGAAGUGUAUAAAAGGCUCAUCAACCGAAAUCUUCUGUAAUUUGCUCAAUUGGCGUGUUUGUCCGCCGUUGAUCAGCGUUUGGCGUCGUUUAGCCAAGAGAUACUUUUGUAUCUGGCUGAGCAUCAGCCGCAGCAGCAGCCGCAGCACCAGCAGCAGUCGCUGCCUCUCUUUCUCUCUGUACCAAAGUUCAUCGCUGUUAAUUCUACGAUGGCCAUAUCCAAGAUUGCCUUUUUGGCUCUUAUAGCCCUCGGCGGGCUCUGUGGCCUGGCCAGUGCCACCUACAAAGUGGGCGUGGGGCGGGCAGACAUCACCGGACCCCCAGUGGAGAUCAACUUUAUGGGCUAUGCGAACAUCAAGCAAGUGGGGCGUGGCAUCCACACCCGCGUCUUUGCCCGUGCCUUCGUGGUGGAGGACGAGAAGGGCAACCGGGUGGCCUUCGUCAGCGCAGACGCGGGCAUGAUGGGCUACGGCCUGAAGCGGGAGGUGAUCAAGAGGCUUCAGGCCCGCUACGGGAACCUCUACCACACGGACAACGUGGCGAUCAGUGGCACCCACACGCACGGAGCGCCCGGAGGAUUCCUGAUGCAUCUGCUCUACGACAUUUCUAUUCUGGGCUUCGUCCCACAGACCUUUGAGGUGAUGGCCCAGGGCCUUUAUUUGUGCAUCAAACGAGCCACUGACAACCUGGUGGAUGGACGCGUCUUCCUUUCGAAGACCACCGUCCUGAACGUAAACAUAAACCGCUCCCCGUCGUCGUAUCUGCGCAAUCCGGAGGAGGAGAGGGCCCAGUACGAGCACGACACGGACAAGACUCUGACGCAGCUGCGUUUCGUGGAUGUGGAGAACAAUUUGCUGGGCGCCUUCAACUGGUACGCGGUGCAUGCCACCUCCAUGAACAACACCAACAAGCUAGUGACCAGCGACAACGUCGGAUACGCCGCCCUGCUCCUGGAAAAGGAGUACAACCCGAACAAGAUGCCGGGCAAGGGCAAAUUCGUGGGCGCCUUCUGCUCUUCCAACCUGGGGGAUGUGUCGCCCAACAUCAUGGGACCCAAGUGUUCCAUCUCGGGUAAUGAGUGCGAUCUGCUCACUUCCCGCUGCCCCGCCGGCGAGGGAGAAUGCUUCGCCUCCGGCCCAGGCCGGGACAUGGUGGAGAGCACCCAGAUCGUGGGCCAGCGGCUGGCGGACGCCGCUCUUGGUCUGCUGAAUGAGCAGAGCCAGGAGUCGACGGCCCGCGAGGUCACCGGUGACGUGCGCUUCAUCCACCAGUUCGUGGACAUGCCCAACUACAACGGCAGCGCCUACAACCCGCUAAGCCGGAAGAUCGACAAGAUCCGGGGCUGCCAGCCGGCUAUGGGCUACAGCUUUGCUGCCGGCACCACCGACGGCCCCGGCGCCUUCAGCUUCGAGCAGGGAACAACCACAGACAAUCCCAUGUGGAAUUUCGUGCGCGACUUUAUUGCCACUCCCACCCAGGAGGACAUCAAGUGCCACGAGCCGAAGCCCAUUCUUCUGGCCACCGGAAGGGCCACCUUCCCGUACGAGUGGCAGCCGAAGAUCGUGUCCGACCAGCUUCUGAAGAUCGGAGACGUGAUCAUCGCCGCCGUUCCAUGCGAGUUCACGACCAUGGCUGGACGGCGCCUGCGCAACCAAAUCCGGGCUGCAGCGUCCGCCGUCGGAGGCCUGGACACUGAAGUGAUCAUCGCCGGGCUGACCAACAUCUACACCAGCUACACGGUGACCCCCGAGGAGUACCAGGCUCAGAGAUACGAGGCCGCCUCCACGAUCUUCGGCCCACACACGCACUCCAUCUACAUGGACGUGUUCGAGCGCCUGACCAAGGCCCUGAUGCGAAACGAGACGGUGGAGCCGGGCCCCAGUCCGCCCUACAUGAACGACGUGAUGCUGUCCCUCAACACGGGCGUGCUCUUCGAUGGACAUCCGAUCAACACGGACUUUGGCUACGUGAAGACGCAGCCCGGAAAGGAGUACGGAAUCAAUGACACCGUCAAGGUCACCUACAUCUCCGGCAAUCCGCGCAACAACCUCUUCACCGAAAAAACCUACUUCACCGUAGAGCGAAAGAUCAAUGAGGACCGCUGGAAGGUGGCCUACACGGACGCCAGCUGGGAGACCAAGAUGAUCUGGCACCGCACCAACACGAUUUUGGGAUUCAGCGAGCUGGAAAUCUACUGGAACAUCAGCCCGCAAACGCUUCCUGGGGUUUACCGCAUCCGGCAUUCGGGCGAGUACAAGUACAUCCUCGGCGGAAAGUAUCCAUACGAGGGCCUCUCGCACUCCUUCACCGUCAAGGAGGACUAAUCCGUGCCGGAGUGGGUCGAUAAUUAUGUAUUCCUGGAUUCUAGACGAGCAUUCGAAUCGCCAUUCUGGCGAAUCCAUGUAUUUAUUUACCAUUUAUAAGUGACGGAGUGAAGGAAAAGCUUUAUUUUUGCAACUGCGAAUAAAAAGGAUGCCAAAUUUUGUUGAAACUAAACAAAUCGAAGG
Messenger RNA from Drosophila obscura, 3057 nucleotides. It is a transcript of the gene CDase, whose product is annotated as neutral ceramidase. The transcript has 6 exons. Gene Ontology annotation, cellular component: extracellular region. Gene Ontology annotation, molecular function: N-acylsphingosine amidohydrolase activity. Lineage: Eukaryota; Metazoa; Arthropoda; Insecta; Diptera; Drosophilidae. The coding region runs from base 760 to 2874 and encodes 704 amino acids. Gene Ontology annotation, biological process: sphingosine biosynthetic process; ceramide catabolic process; long-chain fatty acid biosynthetic process. The record is from RefSeq and is a predicted model, not a curated record.